This is a messenger RNA of Hordeum vulgare subsp. vulgare (domesticated barley), 3098 nucleotides long. RefSeq names its product soluble starch synthase 2-2, chloroplastic/amyloplastic-like. The transcript is spliced from 8 exons. Bases 16 to 2793 code for a protein of 925 amino acids. The record is from RefSeq and is a predicted model, not a curated record. NCBI's taxonomy places the organism in Eukaryota, Viridiplantae, Streptophyta, Magnoliopsida, Poales, Poaceae. Gene Ontology annotation, molecular function: alpha-1,4-glucan glucosyltransferase (UDP-glucose donor) activity.
CCCGUCCUGAAACCCAUGCGCCCGCCCGCUCGCGUCACCGACAGGCGGGGCCGGCGCGCGGUAGGACCAAGCUGUCAGCUGGUGAGGAAACCUGCCGUUUGUUGUGCCGCAGCUGGUGACCGUUCACGGCCGCGAAUCGCAGGCCCAACACGCCAGCCGCUAGGGCCGUCCGUAUCACCCACCCCUCGUGUAAAAGCCGCCGUCGUCGCCGUCUCGGCUCGCGGCCAUUUCCUCGGCCUGACCCCGUGCGUUUACCCCACACAGAGUACACUCCAACUCCAGUCCAGUCCAGCCCACUGCCGCUUCUGCCCGCCCAUCGUACCGUCGCCCGCCCCGAUCCCGGCCGCCGCCAUGUCGUCGGCGGUCGCGUCCCCCGCGUCCUUCCUCGCGCUCGCGUCCGCCUCGCCCGGGAGAUCAUCACGGAGGAGGGCGAGGGUGGGCGCGUCGCCAACCCGCGCUGGGGCCGGCAGGCUGCAAUGGCGGCCGUCGCCGCUGCAGCGCACGGCUCGCGACGGAGCGGUGGCCGCGCGCGCCGCCGGGAUCGACGACGCCGCGCCCGGUAGGCAGCCCCGCGCUCGCCGCUAUGGCGCCGCCACCAAGGUCGCGGAUCCCGUCAAGACGCUCGAUCGCGACGCCGCGGAAGGUGGUGGGCCGUCCCCGCCGGCACCGAGGCAGGACGCCGCCCGUCUGCCGAGUAAGAACGGCACGCUGAUCAACGGUGAGAACAAACCUACCGGCGGCGGUGGCGCGACUAAAGACAGCGGGCUGCCCACACCCGCACGCGCGCCCCAUCUGUCAAUCCAGAACAGAGUACCGGUGAACGGUGAAAACAAACAUAAGGUCGCCUCGCCGCCGACCAGCAUAGUGGAUGUCGCGUCUCCGGGUUCCGCAGCUAACAUUUCCAUCAGUAACAAGGUGCCGCCGUCCGUUGUCCCAGCCAAGAAGACGCCGCCGUCGUCCGUUUUCCCGGCCAAGAAGGCGCCGCCGUCGUCCGUUGUCCCGGCCAAGAAGACGCUGCCGUCGUCCGGCUCAAAUUUUGUGUCCUCGGCCUCUGCUCCCAGGCUGGACACUGUCAGCGAUGUGGAACUUGCACAGAAGAAGGAUGCGCUGAUUGUCAAAGAAGCUCCAAAACCAAAGGCUCUUUCGGCCCCUGCAGCCCCCGCUGUACAAGAAGACCUUUGGGAUUUCAAGAAAUACAUUGGUUUCGAGGAGCCCGUGGAGGCCAAGGAUGAUGGCUCGGCUGUUGCAGAUGAUGCGGGUUCCUUUGAACAUCACCAGAAUCAUGAUUCCGGACCUUUGGCAGGGGAGAACGUCAUGAACGUGGUCGUCGUUGCUGCUGAAUGUUCUCCCUGGUGCAAAACAGGUGGUCUUGGAGAUGUUGCGGGUGCUUUGCCCAAGGCUUUGGCUAAGAGAGGACAUCGUGUUAUGGUUGUGGUACCAAGGUAUGGGGACUAUGAGGAAGCCUACGAUGUCGGAGUCCGAAAAUACUACAAGGCUGCUGGACAGGAUAUGGAAGUGAAUUAUUUCCAUGCUUAUAUCGAUGGAGUGGAUUUUGUGUUCAUUGACGCUCCUCUCUUCCGACACCGUCAGCAAGACAUUUAUGGGGGCAGCAGACAGGAAAUUAUGAAGCGCAUGAUUUUGUUCUGCAAGGCCGCUGUCGAGGUUCCUUGGCACGUUCCAUGCGGCGGUGUCCCUUACGGGGAUGGAAAUCUGGUCUUCAUUGCAAAUGAUUGGCACACGGCACUCCUGCCUGUCUAUCUGAAAGCAUAUUACAGGGACCAUGGUUUGAUGCAAUACAGUCGCUCCGUUAUGGUGAUACAUAACAUCGCUCACCAGGGCCGUGGCCCUGUAGAUGAAUUCCCGUUCACCGAGUUGCCUGAGCACUACCUGGAACACUUCAGACUGUACGACCCCGUCGGCGGUGAGCACGCCAACUACUUCGCCGCCGGCCUGAAGAUGGCGGACCAGGUUGUCGUCGUGAGCCCCGGGUACCUGUGGGAGCUGAAGACGGUGGAGGGCGGCUGGGGGCUUCACGACAUCAUACGGCAGAACGACUGGAAGACCCGCGGCAUCGUGAACGGCAUCGACAACAUGGAGUGGAACCCUGAGGUGGACGUCCACCUGAAGUCGGACGGCUACACCAACUUCUCCCUGAAGACGCUGGACUCCGGCAAGCGGCAGUGCAAGGAGGCCCUGCAGCGCGAGCUGGGGCUGCAGGUCCGCGGCGACGUGCCGCUGCUCGGGUUCAUCGGGCGGCUGGACGGGCAGAAGGGCGUGGAGAUCAUCGCGGACGCGAUGCCCUGGAUCGUGAGCCAGGACGUGCAGCUGGUGAUGCUGGGCACGGGGCGCCACGACCUGGAGAGCAUGCUGCAGCACUUCGAGCGGGAGCACCACGACAAGGUGCGCGGGUGGGUGGGGUUCUCCGUGCGCCUGGCGCACCGGAUCACGGCGGGCGCCGACGCGCUCCUCAUGCCCUCCCGGUUCGAGCCGUGCGGGCUGAACCAGCUCUACGCGAUGGCCUACGGCACCAUCCCUGUCGUGCACGCCGUCGGCGGCCUGAGGGAUACCGUGCCGCCGUUCGACCCCUUCAACCACUCCGGGCUCGGGUGGACGUUCGACCGCGCCGAGGCGCACAAGCUGAUCGAGGCGCUCGGGCACUGCCUCCGCACCUACCGGGACCACAAGGAGAGCUGGAGGGGCCUCCAGGAGCGCGGCAUGUCGCAGGACUUCAGCUGGGAACAUGCCGCCAAGCUCUACGAGGACGUCCUCGUCCAGGCCAAGUACCAGUGGUGAACGCUGCUACCCGGUCCAGCCCCGCAUGCGUGCAUGAGAGGAUGGAAAUGCGCAUUGCGCACUUGCAGAUUUGGCGCAUGCAGGAACGUGCCGUCCUUCUUGAUGGGAACGCCGGCAUCCGCGAGGUUGAGACGCUGAUUCCGAUCUGGUCCGUCGCAGAGUAGAGUGAAACGCUCCUUGUUGCAGGUAUAUGGGAAUGUUUUUUUUUUCCUUUUUUUUUUUUGCGAGGGAGGUAUAUGGGAAUGUUAACUUGGUAUUGUAAUGUGGUAUGCUGUGUGCAUUAUUACAUCGGUUGUUGUUGCUUA